Molecule: messenger RNA, 4768 nt
Organism: Mercenaria mercenaria
Lineage: Eukaryota; Metazoa; Mollusca; Bivalvia; Venerida; Veneridae
Product: baculoviral IAP repeat-containing protein 7-A-like
Exons: 7
Coding region: 1-1206 (401 amino acids)
Biological process (GO): positive regulation of protein ubiquitination; regulation of cell cycle; negative regulation of apoptotic process
Cellular component (GO): nucleus; cytoplasm
Molecular function (GO): ubiquitin protein ligase activity; cysteine-type endopeptidase inhibitor activity involved in apoptotic process
Source: RefSeq, a predicted model, not a curated record
AUGUUACUUUUGUUAUACAUAGAUACUAUAAAGAUAGAAAAUGUUCAGAACGUUCACAAGAAAUUUGUUUUAGAACAAAACGAAUUGCAUCCAAACUGCCGAGGCAUAAAUUCCCAAGACUCGCCAAAGUACCCAAAGUAUUACAGUAAGACAGUCAGAUUGACAAGUUUCGUUGACUGUGGAGAUAUUGUGAUCACACCGGAAAAUCUGGCUGAAGCGGGCUUCUUCUACGCUGGUUUCGGAGAUUGCGUCAGAUGUUUCCAGUGCGGUGUAGGAUUACGUCACUGGUCGGAAGAAGAUGAUCCGUGGAUAGAGCACUCUAGAUGGUCAAAGGAAUGUUCCUACGUGCGACAGAUGAGAGGACAGGAGUUUGUUAAUCUCGUGCAAAUGGCAGUACAAUAUUCUCAAAACCAAAAUGGUGAUGACCUGUUGUCACAAGAUACAAGCGGUGCAGCUGGCGGACAAUCCGAUGUUGAUCAAGCAGGAACAGACAGACUGAUGCACACGGAUGCUGCACAAAGUGUUCUGGAGAUGGGAUAUAAUCCUGACGUCAUACGCAGAGCUAUAAGAAUGAUCAUUUCCUCAGCAGGUCGUGAAAGUUUAACUGCUACAAACUUAAUGGAAAAGAUUUUCGAAAUCGAGGAUUCCCAGACUCAACAAAACACUAUACCUGACGAUACAGAAACAAGUCAAGGUCGCCAACAAGACGAACAGUCCCGCCGCACAUCAACAGUAGUGGACAGAAAUACCACGGAUGAAGCUAGCGUGUCACUGAACUCACAGAGAGAGUAUAGUGAAGGUACAGAAAGUAGAGAAGCUACUGGCGGCGACAGUCGUACAGCGAACGAAAAGGAGAAGAAUAAGAAACCACAUGACACAACAAAGACAACUACGUCAAACGAAUGUGCCAGUAGUGACCGAGGCACUGGAUCAAAUCAGAGUAUAGCCGUUCAAAACAGACAACUAGACAUACCAGAUACUGCACGUAAAGCUCAUUUAUUGGAGCAGAAAAGACUUAAAGAAGAAAACAAGAAACUAAAACAACAAUCAAUUUGUACGAAGUGUAAGACCAAUGAUGUAUGUAUUGUAUUUCUACCGUGCGGGCAUCUUGUCACGUGCGAAGAAUGUGCACCUACUGUAAGAUAUUGCACGGUUGACACGUGUGGAAAGUACAUCAAAGGAACCGUACGCACGUAUUUAGCUUAAUACAUGAAGUAACUUUGUGUUUAGUACAUAUAUCUAUAUGUAAUGAGAAAUCUUUCGGCAUAAAAAUAAUUGUCGAAAACAUUUGUAAUGGGAAUUAUGACAACAUAUGAAAUGUUUUGAAGAGCACCCAUACCAACAAGUUCUUACUAGUGUUGUAAAUAUUCAUAAAUUUAAAUAAUAGCGGGUAGAAAUAUUGAAAAAAAGGUGAAUUCGUGGUUGUGGUAGGGAACCAUGAAGACAUAUAUAGCGCAACAUGUACAUUAGUAUACUACUGUUGCAAAAGAGUGCUGAGCUUAACCUAGUGUUAAUAAUUAUCAGUCAACUAAUAUUAGUAAUAUGGGAAAUAAAAUAAAAAGAAAUCUGCGGUAUUCAGACACAACGUCAGUAUCAGUGGGAGAACAUGCACAUGCAUAUAUGUAUGCGGAGACAGUAUGGUAACAAUGUGUUGUAAAUUCAAGCUGUAUACUGUCGGAAAAUUAAAAAAAGUGAAGCGCUUAUAAUACAGUCGUGGUAUGCUUGGAUAGAGUUAGAUUACUGUUGUAAACUGGAGCGAAAACAUGGCUUUUGGCAUUAUAAAUUUGGUCAGUAAUGUUUAAUCUACCUCACUCGGUAAUCUAGUCAGAAAGACAGCAACUUUUAACCAAGUUUUCAAGGAAAUGACGAAAACUGAAGUUACUGUUUAAAUUUUAUGAACGUUGGAUCGUUUUGGUUCCGAUGACUUUAGCUGCAUUGCAGAAAAUUCGACGGAGCUUCGGCUAUGGCGCCUCUGCGGUCAAAAUAAAUAUGACUGUUAUUUAAAUGUGUCAGUGAAAGUUGUUAUGUUUUCGCACAUCAAUUAUAGAACUACUCUUCAAUGUACAUGUAUGAUCAGUGGGGAAUUUCGUUUAUGCUCUGUAACUAUUUACUGCGGAUCUAGUUCGGCAUAAUGGCAUUUAUUUGUACAAUAUUGGACAGAAUGUAGGGAUAUGUUAGUUGUUUGAGAUUUAGCUUUUAGUUUUUGAAUUGAUAUUUCAUGACAUUACUUCAUCGGUGUGGUUCCGUGGAAAAAUUGCACUUUUGAUGACAUGUUUUGAGUAUAGAAAAGUUCCGCAGUGUACAGUUUAAUGAAACUUCUUAUUUGUAAAUUGGCCAAUUUUCAGUCAUAUGGUCAAAUAAAAUGUAUUUGUCCAUGUGCUAAGUUUUUCACAAUUCACCAACCCUUACAUUUUUGCAUAUUUAUUAAUGCUAUUGUUUUAAAUUAGUUUACAUCAAAACUAAUCUGUAAUCAAAAUUAACCAUAAGAAAUACAGUAGCUCCGAUUGUUUAACACUUAAGGAUUACAUGGUGUAAUAGUCAUAUUUCAUAUCUUGUAACUGGAUGGUAAUAUUCAAAUGAAAUUUGGUCACUUUAAAGACAUUCAAAAUUAAAAACGUUUCACCGCGAGAUUUUUUGCGGUAGAAAGCUGCAUUAUAUUAUUCUGAUGCAAAUAUCAAAAAGCAAUCUAAAAUUCUACGUAGGGAAAAGGAGAAAAAUAUGGGAGAUAACUCAUGAAAAACCAAAAUUAUCCGGGGAGGUAAUCUAAAGGAAAUUUUUGAGAACUUAUGUCACUAUAUGACUUGUCAAUAUGCACCUUAUUUCUAUCGUUUGACAUUUUCAAAGCUUACAUUAUCAAGUUGUAUGUACGCUUUUGUGAAAUUGAAGCCUAUUACGGGUAGUCAUCCUUAAUGUACCGGAUAUGAUAGUUACACUUCCGAUAUAAUAGCUACGAGGCAUUAAUUAUUACACGUUUUCCAGAUAUAUGACGUAACGACGUCAUUUCCAGUUAAUUCAAACAUGCAGAACUUUAAAUAUUUAAUUAAUAUAAUAGGGUUAUUAUAACAGUAGUUCGAUCCAGGAUGGUGUAUUCGGCUCGAGUAGAUUUUGCCAGAUCUGAUCUCACGGGGCGCGCAAUCGCCGAGUGGGAUCCAUCCUUGCAAAAUCCAAAUCCCAGAUCUAGCUACUGUUGUAAUGACCCUUUUAUUAUAUACCUCCAUCUUUUUGUUUCUUUAUUUGUAAUCGAACAAAAUCUUAAAUGUUUGUUGAUGUUAAUAUGAAAUGAGUGAUGUUUUUGUACGCGAUAUUUAUAUAACUGUGUCAGCUCAUGCAUAUUAAUGAAAGUAGCCCGGCAACAUACAAUACGGAAGGUACAAUACGGGAUUUUGGAAGGUACAUUACUGGAUUGUUUUCAGUCUGUUCGCAUUUCCUUGUGAAAUGCAAGCUGUGUUUUUGACAGAAUUUAUAUAGGUGUAUAAUAAAAUAGCCUUCUCUUGCCAGCAUAGCUUUAUUGCUCAAGCCUGUUGCAAAACAUUUACUUACAUAUUGCCUGUGCUUAAUUAAAAACUUCAUAAAUAAAUAAAUUCGUAAAUUAUGAAAGUAGCACCAAGUAAUGAAGAGAAUAUAUUAGUGAUGCUUAACUGAAUUUGAUGGUUCAAUUUAUGUUGUAGGGAUAAUUUUUUUUUUUUUUUUUUUUUUGCGUAUUCUAGCAUAAAACUGCUGUUAUUGUCACUUUUACCGAGCUCGAGUACCAACUAGUCUAAAUAAUGAGACCUCAUGUAGACCGAUUUUACAUUCGGAUAUUUCACGUUGUCUGCCCAGAGGGGGGUAUCGACCAGUCAAAAAAUGUAACGAUAUUCAACUCUUCGAGUACAAUUAUUUUAACUAGAAUACCAACCAAUCCCUCGGGAUUCUGCAGAUUCCAACGAUCCCAAGGCAAUGGUUGGUGCAAACGAAUUUUUAGGGAUUUUGAAGAUGUUAUGGCACGAAAUGAACGUAAAGAAACGCUAUUCUAGCAUAAAAACGUAAAACCUUAUACGAGGGGUGAUCGCGAAGUACGUAUAAAUUUAGUGUGAUAUGUGUUCUAUCGCUAAUAAAAGAAUUGAAAAAUAUACCACAAUAAUGUUUAAUGAAUUACGAUACUCCCUAAUAAAUAUUAUACGGAUCCAUUAAAAAGUUUUACAGUUACAUCGAUCCUAAAACAGUCACUAUGCGUCACUCGGUGCACACCAAAAAUGUCAUCCAGGUCCAACGAACGGCGCACUUUUUCUACGUAGUCACCGCGCAAGGCUACACAUUUCUGAUGUCUCGAAAUCCACUUGGUAAAUAUAUGUACCAGUCUGUGUCAAGUAAAUGUCAUUGUCCCUCAACGUCAUUAAAUUUCCGUGAAAUACGCAGGAAUGUCUGAGAUAUUUUUUUUCUUGGUGGGUGGAGGGGUAACGUUGAUGUCAUUUCUAUUUGAAAUAUGCGUUUUGUGGCCAUAAUGCGUUUACUCUUUGCCACGGAACGCGCGUAUAUAAAAAAGGUGUUUUAAUAGCAUCUAAGCGCGAGAAUCUCCCACUACAACCCCGAAAAGUGACAAGAAUGGCAGUUUAUACUAGAAAAUCUGUUAAAAUCUAUAGGUUAGUUCACUUAAUAGAGACUUAAUGGAAAAACGAUACGUGUCUUAAAGAAUAUCUGAUAAAUUUUGUAUUUGAUUUAUUACAUAAAGUAAUGGUUGUUCAAAGCGGUUGUAACGUUAUGAGUUGUGUAUAGUUAAUUAAAACAUAAA